AUGGAUCAAACCAAAACGCCGACACGUCCAAGUGGAAUUCCUCGUCUAGUUUCUAGAAUCCCGUUGCCUACUUCAACCACGAGCUCCGCUUCACUCAGACCAUCUCCAUCGCGCGAGAAAUUACGCAUCGAUCCCGGGCUAAAGGCCACCAGGCUUAGACGACCAUCAGAAGAACCAGAAUUCAAGAAGCCGCUUCCACGAACAUUACAGCCGAGAAAUACCCAGAAUGGCAACCCACAAAAACGACUUGUAUCACAGGCCAGGAGUGACGGGGUAGGAUCGGAGAACGAGAAAGUGCCGGACACUAUGGACACCCGCUCUGAAGAUACGGCAUUACAGGAUGCGGAACCUCGGGGCCGUAUACGGCCUUCGCUGUCAGAAAGAACAAUUGAAACUCUGUCUCAGAUCCCGCCGUCUCCAGCAUCAUCUCGGAGGCCAUCGUCUUUCUUCAAUGCGACUAGUCCGAUUCGAUCACCAUCUCGCCCACCAUCUUCUAUGACCAGCUACUCAAGGUCUCCCUCUCGAUCCUCCACCUCUCGUCAACUGAGUGGUAAUGAUUUCCUAUCUGGUCCCCCGUCCAGCAUACGGCUACCGUCACGGCCCCGCACUUCAGUGCAUAAAACCGGGCCCGCUAAUGAACAUGCUUCGGUUGACAGUGCGGACAGCACACCAAAGUUAACGAAACCAGCGCCUCUAAAGACCCUUCGUUCGGCUGGUUCGCAAUCCAAAGCCCCGGAGUCGCGCCUGGCCUUAAAUAGAGCCCCGGCAGACAGCGGAGUUGCACCGCCAGCUCUUGAGGUGAAAAAAACCAGAAGGGCUCAGCAGAAGGCGUCAAACUCGAGGCUCAAUUCGACAGCUCCAAAGUCACCUGCAGUAUCUGAGCCGGCGGAAACUACCUCGCCGGAGCUGAAAAAAACAUCGAAAUCGUCUAGUGCCCUAAGGGAAAGUAUUGCAAAAGCCAAAGCUGCACGAAAAGCAGCAGCACACCAGCCGUCUCCUCUUGAUGCGUGGACCGAGGCUGAUAUCAAAGAUCCAUUCAACCAACAGCCCAAGGACCAGAACAAAGUGCUCCGGAAGAAGUUAGAUGCAGGCAGGACCACGGGUCACCUCAAUAUUGCGGCCAUGUCCUUGACUACUUUCCCUGACGAGGUCUUGACAAUGUAUGACUUUGAUCCUAAUGCCACUACAGAUUGGUACGAGAGCGUAGAUCUGGUCAAGUUUAUCGCUGCAGACAAUGAGUUCACUGAACUCCCUGACGCGGCCUUUCCAGAUGUCGACUCGGAGCAACUGGACCCGGACUCGGAGGAGAGAGGAAAUCAGUUUGGCGGUCUAGAGGUCCUGGAUGUCCACGGAAACCUGCUAGAACGCCUUCCGAUAGGGUUUAGGCGGCUGCAAAGGCUUCACACACUCAACCUCUCGAACAACAAAUUGACUAUGGAGGAUAUCGAUGUGAUUUUCGAGAUGGCGAGCCUCCGGGACCUGAAGCUGGCUAAAAAUCAACUGCAAGGGCCUUUCUCACAGAAGAUUGGUCAGCUUGACAAAUUGGAAGUUCUUGAUAUUCACGAGAAUACCAUUACCGCUCUUCCUGAGACAGUUGAAGGCCUCAAGCGCCUUCGAGUUUUGAAUGUUGGCCAAAACCAGCUAACGGAAUUGCCGUUCGAGAUCCUAUGCACGCUUCCUCUGAGGGAGAUUAUCGCCCCUAAAAACAAGCUACAGGGCGUAUUGAUUCCAGCCACUGUGGACAAGCUGGACUCUCUGCAAGAGCUGGACGUGGUCGGCAAUGCGCUCACGAGUCUCGGAGAGAAGUUGACGUUGCCCGCUUUAAAGACUCUAGCAAUCAGUAUGAACCGUAUCAAGAAUCUGCCUAAUGUCUCAUCUUGGCAAGCGCUUCUCAAACUUUCAGCCGAGGACAACAGUAUAUCUGAAUUUCCACUGGGCUUUACCGAACUUAAAAAUGUUCGAAACGUCGAUCUGACUGGUAACAAUAUUUCCAGAUUAGACGAAAAAAUUGGGUUGAUGGACAAUCUCUUUACUUUCCGCAUAGCAAACAACCCUCUUCGCGAGCGCAAAUUCCUCAACAUGACCGUGGAGGAUAUCAAGCGUGAUUUGAGAAGCCGAUGCGAACCGGAACCACAAGAGACCGAUGAUGAGGAAGGAUCUGUCGCCACACAGUUCACUCUUGCUCCAGAGACACCGGCUCAGAACUCAGGCUGGCUGCUAAAGCCUGGAGGCGUACUCGAUAGGUCCUAUACUGAUAUGCAAGAGUUCGAUGUGGAACAACUGGAAGCUAUCAACCCGAGCGAUGUCAGAUAUUUAUACUUGCAACACAAUAGCCUGCGCUCUUUUCCUGUACCAGCACUCAGCGUGCUUGCGGCCAAUCUGACAGAUCUCGACUUAUCACACAACCCACUAGAUAUCUCUUCGCUUACCGCUACCCCAGUGAUGCUUGCUAGUCUUCAGACGCUGAAUCUGAGUGCUACGGGCAUUACCACCCUUGAACCACUCAUGACCGGUCUAAAAGCUCCCUCACUAACCUUUCUUGAUGUUUCGUCAAAUAACCUCUCUGGGUCUCUCCCCUAUAUUCGACGGGCAUAUUCCAAAUUGACAACAUUCCUUAUCGCAGAGAACCAGCUGGAUAGCUUGGAUUUUGAAGCCGUUCAGGGUCUACAGGUGCUCGAUGUGGGAAACAAUAGCAUUAGCUCCCUUCCACCACGAAUCGGCUUGCUGCGAGCAGCUGGAAACAGUGCCAACUGGGGUGGCGGUUCGGCUUUACGGCGGUUCGAGGUUGCUGGUAAUAGCUUUCGUGUUCCCCGGUGGCAGAUAGUGGCCAAAGGAACCGACUCUAUCCUAGAGUGGCUGAAAGACCGUAUGCCUGCGGAAGAACUGCAAGAAUAUGAGUCGGGCGGCGAAGGAGACUAG
Aspergillus nidulans FGSC A4 is the source of this 2919-nucleotide messenger RNA. RefSeq lists its product as uncharacterized. The record is from RefSeq and is a predicted model, not a curated record. The transcript has a single exon. The coding region runs from base 1 to 2919 and encodes 972 amino acids. Lineage: Eukaryota; Fungi; Ascomycota; Eurotiomycetes; Eurotiales; Aspergillaceae.